AUGUCACUGUUCUCACCCUCUUACCUGCCCUUUCAUUCACUAUCUCCCUCCCCCCCCCUCUUCCGCCCUCGCCUUUCCACCUUCCCCACGGGUAAGCACACUCCUCCCCGUGUUACAUCAUGCAGCACGCACCACGCAUGCAACCCUCCUCUCCUCCUUGCGACCCUCCCCACCCUCUUCCUCGCCAUCCCUUCCUCGGGCUCAACGGAUACAUGCUCUCCGCGCCCGGACGACAUCACCCCGAACUCACCUUCCUCUGUCUUCCCCGUCUUCCGCCCCUCUCCACUCCACCAUCCCUAA
Bipolaris victoriae FI3 is the source of this 300-nucleotide messenger RNA. RefSeq lists its product as hypothetical. The record is from RefSeq and is a predicted model, not a curated record. The coding region runs from base 1 to 300 and encodes 99 amino acids. Lineage: Eukaryota; Fungi; Ascomycota; Dothideomycetes; Pleosporales; Pleosporaceae. The transcript has a single exon.